CAGCAUUUUUCACUACUAAUUAAUUACCCGCAUUCAAUUGUUGAGAGUGCUAAUUAUUAAGUUUGAAAAAAUGGCUAAGUUUGGUGCAUACUCAAUUGCCCUUGUUCUCACAUUGAACAUUCUUUUCUUCACUAUGGUUAGUUCCACUAAUGUCCCAUGCCCACCACCCCCACACCCCAAACCCCACCCUACCCCUACCCCUACCCCCUAUACCCCAUCAACCCCAUCAUCAAAGGGUAAGUGCCCAAAGGACACACUUAAGCUAAAAGUGUGUGCCAAUUUGUUGGAUGACUUAGUUCACCUUGUUGUUGGUAGUAGCCCAGCCAAGACUAAAUGUUGCUCUUUAAUUGAAGGACUUGCUGACCUUGAUGCUGCUGUUUGCCUUUGCACUGCCCUUAAAGCCAAUGUGUUGGGAAUUAACCUCAAUAUCCCACUUUCACUCAGCUUGUUGCUCAACAACUGUGGAAAAUAUGCCCCAAAGAACUUUCAAUGCGCAUAAUGGCCAAAUUUAGUUUCUUUCAGUGCGUU
Messenger RNA from Solanum dulcamara, 528 nucleotides. RefSeq names its product 14 kDa proline-rich protein DC2.15-like. The record is from RefSeq and is a predicted model, not a curated record. The transcript has a single exon. The coding region runs from base 71 to 499 and encodes 142 amino acids. NCBI's taxonomy places the organism in Eukaryota, Viridiplantae, Streptophyta, Magnoliopsida, Solanales, Solanaceae.